AUGGCUCUGUCAUCACCACCACUUCACAACCUCUCUUCAUUAAUCUCCUCGCACGGCAUCGCCACCGCAACAUCAAGAACACCAGCACGGCGUUACAUGGCAGUUCCCGCGGCGGCGUCCGACACAACAACCUCCCUCAAAGUCAGUACUUUUGAAGAAGGAAACUUGGUCCGACCAAAAUGGACCGGAGAGACCCCUCUCUCUCGCUUGGUUCGAGCUCUCAUCUCUUUCAAACCCUUAUACUCUAUACUCAAGCUUGGUGCUAGACAGGUCUUAAUAAGUACAGCUGAGAAAAAUAACAUACCUUGGAGGGAAAUGACAAAAGAGAUUUUGGAGUCAGAUGUUUAUAAGGAGCUUGACAGCAUUCAAAACAAGUCUUUAGUAUAUCCAGAUUAUUAUUUGAAUCCAUUCCAUGCAUAUGAUGAGGGGAAUCUUACAUGGCUGGCAGCAGCAGAAGCUGAAGCUGCUACUAAGUCAAUGGGAAGACGAGCAAUUCCUACCGCUUCUUCAGUAGACGAAGCGACUCAGAUCCUACGCGGAAAUUGGCUUAAUGCAAUUGAACAACACCAUCUACAGCAUUCCCAAACAUCCACGAUUGAUGACAUUCUAGACAUUGGAUGUUCUGUCGGAGUAAGCUCAAGAUAUCUUGCAGAAAAGUUCCCUACAGCGAAAGUCACCGGGCUAGAUUUGUCACCGUACUUUCUAUCCGUCGCGCAGCAUAAGGAAAAGAGAGGAACAACUAGAAAAAAUCCUAUAAAAUGGAUACACGCAAAUGGAGAAGACACAGGCUUGCCUUCUAAAUCAUUUGACCUUGUAUCUAUUGCUUAUGUGUUUCAUGAAUGUCCUACAAGAGCUAUAGUAAAUGUAGUAAAGGAAGCAUUCCGUCUCCUUCGGCCUGGAGGCACGCUAGCUAUGACAGAUAAUUCGCCAAAGUCGAAAGCCCUACAGGAGCUGUCUCCGGUUCUGUUUACAUUGAUGAAGAGCACAGAACCGUUUCUUGAUGAGUACUACUUGACUGAUAUGGAUGAAACACUGAGGGAAGCUGGUUUUGUGAACAUAACAUCAAUUCUUACUGACCCUAGGCAUGUGACAUUAACAGCCACUGUUCCUCAAUGA
Molecule: messenger RNA, 1116 nt
Organism: Lathyrus sativus (Indian pea)
Lineage: Eukaryota; Viridiplantae; Streptophyta; Magnoliopsida; Fabales; Fabaceae
Source: the annotation of a GenBank genome assembly